CUUUUUCUACACCAAUCCCCCCCCCCCUCUCUCUGAACUCCUCCCUUUACACUCCUCUCCGAUUCCUCCAUCCAUGACUCUCAUGACUCCUCCUCCGUUAAAUCAACAAGAAGACGACGAGAUGUUGGUCCCACAAACUGAAUUUGCUGAUGGACCUCAGCCAAUGGAAGUAGCACAAGCCGAAACUGCAACAGCAGUUGAUGCACAGACGGUGGAUGAUCCACCAUCUGCUAGGUUUACAUGGACGAUUGAUAAUUUUUCGAGGCUAAAUGCUAAGAAGCUCUACUCUGAUGUUUUUGUUGUUGGAGGCUACAAGUGGCGGAUAUUGAUUUUUCCAAAGGGUAACAAUGUGGAUCAUUUAUCCAUGUAUCUAGAUGUUGCUGAUUCAGCAACUUUGCCAUAUGGCUGGAGUCGAUAUGCGCAGUUUAGCUUGACUGUUAUCAAUCAACUUCAUCAAAAGUACUCAAUUCGGAAAGACACACAGCACCAGUUCAAUGCACGUGAGAGUGAUUGGGGGUUCACUUCAUUCAUGCCUCUGGGGGAAUUGUAUGACCCUGGGAGAGGGUAUCUUGUAAAUGACACGUGUGUGGUUGAAGCUGAUGUUGCUGUUCGUAAGGUCAUUGAUUACUGGUCACAUGAUUCGAAGAAGGAGACCGGUUAUGUUGGUCUAAAGAACCAAGGAGCUACAUGCUACAUGAACUCUCUCCUUCAGACGCUGUAUCAUAUUCCUUAUUUCAGAAAGGCUGUAUAUCAUAUGCCAACGACUGAGAAUGAUAUCCCAUCAGGGAGCAUUCCUCUGGCUUUGCAGAGUUUGUUUUAUAAACUUCAAUACAGUGACACUAGCGUAGCUACAAAAGAGUUGACAAAGUCUUUUGGCUGGGAUACAUAUGACUCUUUCAUGCAGCAUGAUGUCCAAGAACUUAAUAGGGUUCUGUGUGAAAAGCUUGAAGAUAAAAUGAAGGGAACUGUUGUGGAGGGCACUAUACAACAGCUAUUUGAAGGGCACCAUAUGAAUUAUAUUGAAUGCAUCAAUGUUGACUAUAAGUCAACAAGAAAGGAGUCAUUUUAUGAUCUUCAGCUUGAUGUCAAAGGCUGUCGGGAUGUUUAUGCUUCUUUUGAUAAGUAUGUGGAGGUGGAACGUCUUGAAGGUGACAAUAAAUAUCAUGCUGAACAACAUGGAUUACAGGAUGCUAGAAAGGGUGUCCUAUUCAUUGACUUCCCCCCAGUUCUCCAACUUCAACUUAAAAGGUUCGAGUAUGAUUUUAUGCGGGAUACAAUGGUGAAGAUAAAUGAUCGCUAUGAGUUCCCUUUGCAACUUGAUCUUGAUAGAGAGAAUGGGAAAUAUUUAUCACCAGAGGCUGACCGCAGUGUCCGCAAUCUAUACACCCUUCACAGUGUUUUGGUUCACAGUGGUGGUGUGCAUGGUGGACACUACUAUGCUUAUAUCAGACCAACUCUCUCAGAUCAGUGGUUCAAAUUUGAUGAUGAGCGGGUGACCAAAGAGGAUAUCAAAAGGGCAUUAGAGGAGCAGUAUGGUGGUGAGGAAGAGUUACCACAGACAAAUCCUGGCUUCAACAACUCUCCCUUCAAGUUUACAAAGUACUCAAAUGCUUAUAUGCUUGUGUAUAUUCGUGAAAGUGACAAGGAAAAAAUAAUCUGUAAUGUGGACGAGAAGGACAUUGCAGAGCACCUCAGGAUAAGAUUGAAGAAAGAACAGGAGGAAAAGGAGCAAAAGAGAAAGGAAAAAGCGGAGGCGCACUUGUACACCAUAAUAAAGGUUGCACGCAGUGAGGAUCUACUUGAACAGAUUGGCAAGGAUGUAUAUUUUGAUCUUGUGGAUCAUGACAAAGUACGAAGUUUCCGUAUCCAGAAACAGAUAACCUUCAACCUUUUCAAGGAAGAAGUUGCUAAAGAAUUUGGUGUACCAGUGCAACUUCAACGUUUUUGGCUGUGGGCAAAGCGACAAAAUCAUACAUACCGUCCAAAUCGGCCACUGACUCCUCAGGAGGAAGCACAGUCUGUUGGACAAUUGAGAGAGGUUUCUAAUAAGGCAAAUAACGCGGAGCUAAAGCUGUUUCUGGAAGUAGAAAUUGGACAGGAUUUGCGACCUGUUCCUCCACCUGAGAAGACUAAAGAGGAUAUCCUUCUUUUCUUUAAACUUUAUGAUCCAUCGAAGGAGGAACUCCGGUAUGUAGGGAGGCUGUUCGUAAAGGGUAGCGGCAAGCCGUUGGAGAUCCUGACAAAACUAAAUGAAAUGGCUGGCUUUGCUCCUGACCAGGAGAUUGAACUUUACGAGGAAAUAAAGUUUGAACCUAAUGUCAUGUGUGAACACAUUGACAAGAGGCUCACUUUUCGUUCUAGUCAGCUUGAAGAUGGAGAUAUUGUUUGCUAUCAGAAACCCCCUCCAAUGGGAAGUGACGAACAGUGCCGUUACCCUGAUGUGCCUUCCUUCCUUGAGUACAUGCACAAUCGCCAGGUCGUUCGUUUUCGAUCUUUGGAGAAAUCGAAAGAGGAUGAAUUCUGUCUUGAGCUUUCAAAGCUCCACACUUAUGAUGAUGUUGCGGAAAGAGUAGCUCACCAUCUUGGCUUGGAUGACCCAUCCAAAAUUAGGCUUACAUCUCAUAACUGUUACUCCCAGCAACCUAAACCCCAGCCCAUCAAGUUCCGAGGAGUGGAUCAUUUGUCUGACAUGCUGGUGCACUACAAUCAGACAUCUGAUAUUCUAUACUAUGAAGUAUUAGACAUCCCUCUACCAGAAUUGCAAGGCCUUAAAACAUUAAAAGUUGCUUUUCAUCAUGCUACUAAGGAUGAGGUAGUGAUUCAUACCAUUAGACUGCCAAAACAGAGCACUGUAGGUGAUGUCAUUAGUGACCUUAAGGCAAAGGUGGAGCUGUCUCAUCCUAGUGCUGAACUUAGAUUGCUUGAGGUUUUCUAUCACAAGAUCUACAAGAUCUUUCCACACAAUGAAAAAAUUGAGAACAUUAAUGAUCAAUACUGGACACUACGUGCAGAGGAGGUUCCUGAAGAAGAGAAAAACCUUGCUCCUCACGAUCGCUUGAUUCAUGUCUAUCAUUUCAUGAAAGACACAACUCAAAACCAGGUGCAGGUUCAGAAUUUUGGAGAACCAUUUUUCCUGGUCAUUCACGAGGGUGAGACUUUGACUGAAGUCAAAAUGCGCAUACAGAAAAAAUUGCAGGUUCCCGAUGAAGAAUUUUCAAAGUGGAAGUUUGCUUUUUUGUCUCUAGGUCGCCCUGAGUACCUUCAAGAUUCAGACAUCGUGUCCAGCCGUUUUCAGAGAAGGGAUGUUUAUGGUGCUUGGGAGCAGUAUCUUGGAUUGGAGCAUUCUGACAAUGCUCCUAAAAGGUCAUAUGCUGCUAAUCAGAAUCGUCAUACAUUUGAGAAGCCGGUAAAAAUCUACAACUAGGAAGCAAUGAGGAAGCGAAACUAGUGCAUCAGCUGAAUCAAAGACCGUGAUUCCCCUACAAACUGUUGCAAAAUGGACCGAGGAAGAAACAAGCUUGCAACCAGAGCAAAAUAGUGGUUUUGAUAGAUGUGUAAUUCUUUCAUGUAGGGAGAGGGUGAACUCAUGGCAUAAAAACAUGUUCCCUCAAUAGUUUUGACCUCUCUCUCUCUCUCUCUCUCUCUCUCUCUCGUCUUUCGGUGAAGUAGAUGACAUUUGAUCCUUAAAAUCCCAUUGUAAUCUAGUACAUAAGAUUUUGUUGUGGGGGAUGUAUAGGGGGUAUAGGUGUGUGUUUUUAAAUUAUUUUGUCUUUCCUUUGGCAAGCAUCCUUCUGUGGAUUUCCCUAGAUGUAUUAGAGAAUCAUUAGAGCCUCCUUGAGGCGCAUGUAUAAUGUGCUGUUUGUCUGCUUGUUCUGUGCUUCUCUGAAGCUGUGCAAAUGAAACGAACGCCGUAUCUCUUCGAGUCCA
Populus nigra (black poplar) is the source of this 3927-nucleotide messenger RNA. Its product is annotated as ubiquitin C-terminal hydrolase 12-like. The coding region runs from base 74 to 3424 and encodes 1116 amino acids. The transcript has 32 exons. Gene Ontology annotation, cellular component: cytosol; nucleus. Gene Ontology annotation, molecular function: protein binding; cysteine-type deubiquitinase activity; cysteine-type endopeptidase activity. The record is from RefSeq and is a predicted model, not a curated record. Lineage: Eukaryota; Viridiplantae; Streptophyta; Magnoliopsida; Malpighiales; Salicaceae. Gene Ontology annotation, biological process: regulation of protein stability; protein deubiquitination.